Messenger RNA from Guillardia theta CCMP2712, 3547 nucleotides. RefSeq lists its product as hypothetical. The record is from RefSeq and is a predicted model, not a curated record. Gene Ontology annotation, biological process: lactose catabolic process. Lineage: Eukaryota; Cryptophyceae; Pyrenomonadales; Geminigeraceae. Bases 1 to 3111 code for a protein of 1036 amino acids. The transcript has 8 exons. Gene Ontology annotation, cellular component: beta-galactosidase complex. Gene Ontology annotation, molecular function: beta-galactosidase activity; carbohydrate binding.
AUGCAGGGCAGGAGGGAGUGGGAGGACCCUGCGGUGUUGAGCAGGAACAAAGAAGAUCCACACGCUGCAUUCUUCGCGUUUGAGUCUCGGAGGUCCGCCAUCCUUGGCAUCAAGGAAAAGUCCAGCAGGUUUCUCAGCUUGAACGGACAGUGGAAAUUCCACUGGAAGCCGCACGUGAACGCGUCGGAUGAUGAGAGGGGGGAGAGCAAUUUUGCAGCGGAAGAUUGCAAGGAUGACGAAUGGGGCGAAAUCACCGUGCCGGGCAACUGGGAGCUACAGGGCUACGGGUUUCCGAUGUACACUAACAUAGAGUACUUGUUCAAACAUGAUCCUCCUUACAUCUCGUACAAGGGUGAAGAUCCAGGACCAAGCUACAAUCCUGUUGGCUUUUAUCGUAAAUUGGUAGAUGUUCCCAACGAUUGGAUGAGAGAAAAUUGCUCGGUAUAUCUUCAUCUUGGGGCGGUGACGUCUGCUGUCUGGGUUUACGUGAAUGGAAAGGAAGUAGGGUUUUCCAAGGAUUCCAAGUUGCCGGCCGAGUUUGACAUUUCCAACUUCCUCAUCCCUGGCCGCAAGAAUCUGAUCGCGCUUAAAGUACUGUGCUGGUGUGAUGGAGCGUACUUGGAGGACCAGGACAUGUGGUGGCUUGCUGGUAUCACUCGAGACGUGUUCCUCUUCGUCCGGGACCGCACUCACGUCCACGACUUCACAGUGCGCAGCUCAGGCUCUUGCGACAGUGCCACGAGUAGAGUUACCCAACGUGUGCGAUUGAGCAUCCCAAAGGAGGCAGCGCGGGCAUGGAACGCGGAGAAUCCGUACAUGUACACGCUCCUGCUCUCGUUGGAGAGCAAGGGAGGAGAGCGGUCGGAGUUCAUACGGAGCCGAGUUGGCAUCCGGAGCGUAGAAGUGCGAGGAGGGAGGCUGCUGGUCAACGGCAAGGUGGUCAAGCUACGAGGCGUCAACAGACACGAGCACGAUGCUGAGCGAGGGCAUUGUGUGGACGUGACGUCGAUGAUGAAGGAUGUGAAGUUGAUGAAGGACUUCAACUUCAACAGCGUCAGGUGCUCGCACUACCCCACCGACGAGACCUUUUACUCCCUUUGCGAUGAGCUCGGGCUGUACGUGAUCGACGAGGCCAACAUCGAGUCGCAUGGAAUGGGUUUCUUCCCCUCCAAGACUCUCGCAGACCGCAAGGAGUGGGAAGCAGCGCACCUCGAUCGCAUCAGGAGGAUGUACGAGCGCGAUAAGAACUUCGCCAGCAUCAUCAUCUGGUCACUGGGGAACGAGGCAGGGAACGGGCGAUCCUUCCAUCACGGCUACGCCUGGCUGAAGAGGAAGGACACGACGCGGCCAGUGCAGUACGAGAACGCGAGGAUGGAACCUCUGUGGGACACUGAGAGGAUCGAGACCAUCGACUUCAACACGGACGUGUACGCUCCCAUGUACCCCAGCCCAGCUAAGAUCCAGCUGUACGCCGAAAGGCACAAGUCUGACCCCGACGCGCGGCCGCUCAUCAUGUGCGAGUACAGUCACGCCAUGGGAAACUCGUGCGGGGGCUUGUCGGACUACUGGCAGCUCAUCCGUAAGCACGAGAUCCUGCAGGGAGGAUUCAUCUGGGACUGGGAGAGAGGAGGGGCGCGGGGAAGGGAGAGGGAGAGGGGGCGUGAGCCUGUGUUCGGGUACGGAGGAGACUACGGGCCCAGGGGGACGCCCUCGGACGAGAACUUCUGCAUCAACGGCCUAAUGCAGCCCGAUCGCCUCCCGAACCCGCAUGCGUGGGAGGCGAAGUUUGCCAUGCAGCCGGUGGAGGCGGAGGUGAAGGAGGAGGAGGAGGGGAGAGCUGUCCUGUUGGUGUCAAACCACUAUGACUUCACCUCGCUCUCAACGCUCGACCUCGAGUGGGAGGUGGCGGAGGACGGGGAGCUGGGAGGGGAGGAGCUGCUUCACUCUCCGCUCCUCCCAAACUUCUGGCGUCCGCUCACGGACAACGAGAUCGGGUCAGGGCAGCAGGAGCACCUCAAGCACUGGAAGUUUGCGGGCCGACCGAGGGAGGAGGGAGAGGAGAUGCAGGUGGAAGAGAGCGAGCAAAGCGUGCGUUUCUUGCUUUCGCGCGAGGUGACCGAGGACGGAGUGAUGCUGGCGACUAGCUGCACAGUGCACGAGGAUGGGAACAUUGUGAUCGACGGGAAGCCGCUGCGAUCGGGGGCGACAGUCUCCAUCACCGCACACCAUGGGAGGUACCUGGAGGCGAAGGAGGAGGGAGUGAGGGCGUGUGGGCAGAGGAACGGAGAGUUCGGGCCGCUCCCUCCCUCCCUCCCUCAGAUCUUCGCCGUCCGCAAGAAAGGUGGGAAGCCAGGGGACGUGAUCUGCUGGGGGGAUGAGGUGGAACUGGAGGCCACCCAGCUCAAGAGCUUUCUCAGCUCUGAUGGCCCCACAGCCAGGGUCCUGCUGGGGGCGAGGCCCGAGGCCUUCAGGAUCGAGAGGGGUGAGCCGUCCUCACCGCUGCGCGUCGGGCUUGCUUGCAAGCUGGACAAGCGGAGGGCAACGAGGAUGAGCUGGUACGGUCGAGGGCCGGGGGAGAGCUACCCGGACAGACAGGCGAGCACGAGCAUCAGGAGGUGGAGGGCUGAGGUCGGGGAUGAGACUUUCUACUAUGUGAGGCCGCAGGAGAACGGAAACAAGAUGGACACGCGCUGGAUGCUGAUCUCCGACGAGCAGGAGAGAGGAAUGCUGGUCGUUGCUGCCAAGGGGAAUGGCGGAAGGCCGACGGCAGAGGGAGGAGGAAGAGGAGGAGGAGGAUGGAGUCGAGGAAGGGCAUCGCUAGCCAUGCAGUGUCACCAUCAUGACCUCGACGAGUUCGACGUCCUGCUCCCUUCCAAGUCUCCUCGCUUCCGCCAUGGCGGCGACCUGGUCCAGCAGGACUUCACCUCUCUCUGCAUCGACGCGGCGCAUGCUGGGGUCGGCGGCAUAGACAGCUGGGGUUCGCUUCCUCUUGUCUGUGACAGGCUGCGACUGUCUCACCCCAUCUCCUGGUCGGUCAUCCUGCGGCCAUGGGCAGCCGCCAGUCCAGCUCCGGCCUGGGCUCAUCCUCGUCGUGCUCGAUGCCUUGCCUGAUAUAAUCCGGGGCCUCGUACAUGAGCUCACAGAAGCGAUUCACUUCGUCAUCCCCCAUGUCUGUUGCUGCCAUGCCAAAGGGAUCCUGAUACAAGUCCGGGAUGACCCGGAAGGUUUCACGAGGGCGGCUCAACACCGGAGCAAGCACGCUGCUUGUGUCUACUGUUGUGACAGCCCAUGCUGCAAUCACUAUGGCAGCGAACAGUCGGGGGAAAUGCAUAAGGUCAAGAACAAGAGUGAAAUUUUAUGUUGCGCAACCCAAAGUGUAGGAGGGAGAAGAGAACAGGAAGGUCGCGAUGAGAAAAGGGUACUUGAGGAGGAGAUAGGGCUGAAGGGAGGGAAGCAGGCUCAACGGAGAAGAGCAAGGAGGAGGACAAGGAGGAGGAUCAGCCGUGCAGGAGGAGGGAGAGGAGGAGGGAGAGGAGGAGUAGAGUUA